Oncorhynchus nerka (sockeye salmon) is the source of this 2247-nucleotide messenger RNA. RefSeq names its product proline-rich protein 36-like. NCBI's taxonomy places the organism in Eukaryota, Metazoa, Chordata, Actinopteri, Salmoniformes, Salmonidae. The transcript has 2 exons. The record is from RefSeq and is a predicted model, not a curated record. Bases 1 to 2247 code for a protein of 748 amino acids.
AUGCUCACCCAGAAACACUCAGCUGUAAUCGCUGCCAAAGUCCCUCUGUCUCCCCCUGCUCCUCCCCUGUCCCCCCUGCUACUCCCUCUGUCUCCCUCCUGCUACUCCCUCUGUCUCCCUCCUGCUACUCCCUCUGUACCCCCUGCUACUCCCCCUGUCUCCCCAUGCUGCUCCCCUGUACCCCCCCUACUCCCUCUGUCUCCCCUGCUACUCCCUCUGUCUCCCCUGCUACUCCCUCUGUCUCCCCCUGCUACUCCCUCUGUCUCCCCUGCUACUCCCUCUGUCACCCUCCUGCUACUCCCCUGUCCCCCCACCUGCUACUCACCUGUCCCCCCACCUGCUACUCACCUGUCCCCCCCUGCUGUUCCCCUGUCCCCCAACUCUCCCUGUCCCCCUGCUGCUUCCCUGUCCCCCACUCUCCCUUUCCCCCUCUGCUGCUCCCCUGUCCCCACUGCUGUUCCCCUGUCCCCCAACUCUCCCUGUCCCCCCUGCUACUCCCCUGUCCCCCCUGCUGUUCCCCUGUCCCCCAACUCUCCCUGUCCCCCCUGCUUCUCCCCUGUCCCCCUGCUACUCCCCUGUCCCCCUGCUGUUCCCCUGUCCCCCCCACUCUCCCUGUCCCCCUGCUGUUCCCCUGUCCCCCCCACUCUCCCUGUCCCCCUGCUGUUCCCCUGUCCCCCCACUCUCCCUGUCCCCCCUGCUGUUCCCCUGUCCCCCACUCUCCCUGUCCCCCUGCUGUUCCCCUGUCCCCCUGCUGCUCCCCUGUCCCCACUGCUGCUCCCCUGUCCCCCUGCUACUCCCCCCUGUCUCCCUCCUGCUACUCCCUCUGUCUCCCCCUGCUACCCCCUCUGUACCCCCUGCUACUCCCUCUGUACCCCCUGCUACUCCCUCUGUCUCCCCCUGCUACUUCCCCUGUCCCCCCUGCUACUCCUGCUGUCUCCCCUGCUACUCCUGCUGUCUCCCUCCUGCUACUCCCUCUGUACCCUCCUGCUACUCCUGCUGUCUCCCCCUGCUACUCCCUCUGUCUCCCCUGCUACUCCCUCUGUCUCCCCCUGCUACUCCCUCUGUCUCCCCCAAUCUCCCUGUCCCCCCACUCUCACUAUCGCCCCUGCUGCUCCCCCCACUCUCCCUGUCCCCCCCUGCUGCUCCCUGUCCCCCCUGCUGCCCCCUGUCCCCCUGCUGCUCCCCUGUCCCCACUGCUACUCCCCUGCCCCCUGCUACUCCCCUGUCCCCCACACUCUCCAUGUCCCCCUGCUACUCCCCUGGCCCCCCCAUUCUCCCUGUCCCCUCUGCUGCUCCCCUGUCCCCCCCACUCUUCCUGUCUCCCCCUGCUGCUCGCCUGUCCCCCUGCUUCUCCCCUGUCCCCCUGCUACUCCCCUGUCCCCACUGCUUUUCCCCUGUCCCCCCACCCUCCCUUUCCCCCUCUGCUGCUCCCCUGUCCCCCUUCUGCUCCCCUGUCCCCCCACUCUCCCUUUCCCCUCUGCUGUUCCCCUUUCCCCCUGCUGUUCCCCUUUCCCCCUGCUGUUGCCCUGUCCCCCCUGCUGUUCCCCCCAUUCUCCCUGUCCCCUCUGCUGUUCCCCUGUCCCCCCCACUCCCCCUGCUCCCCCCCCCCACUCUCCCUGUCCCCCUGCUGUUCCCCUGUCCCCCCUGCUGCUCCCCGUCCCCACUGCUGUUCCCCUGACCCCCCCACUCUCCCUGUCCCCCUGCUGCUCCCCUGUCCCCCUGCUGUUCCCCUGUCCCCCCUGCUGUUCCCCUGUCCCCCACUCUCCCUGCCCCCCCUGCUGCUCCCCUGUCCCCCCUGCUGCUCCCCUGUCCGUCCUGCUGUUCCCCUGUCCCUGCUCCCCUGCCCCCCUGCUGCUCCCCUGUCCCCCUGCUGCUCCCCUGUCCGUCCUGCUGUUCCCCUGUCCCCCCCUGCUGUUCCCCUGUCCCCCCUGCUGUUCCCCUGACCCCCCUGCUGUUCCCCUGUUCCCCCUGCUGUUCCCCUGUCCCCCCACUCUCCCUGCCCCCCCCUGCUGCUCCCCUGUCCCCCUGCUGCUCCCCUGUCCGUCCUGCUGUUCCCCUGUCCCCCCCCUGCUGUUCCCCUGUCCCCCUGCUGUUCCCCUGUCCCCCCCCUGCUGUUCCCCUGUCCCCCCCUGCUGUUCCCCUGUCCCCCCCUGCUGUUCCCCUGUCCCCCCUGCUGUUCCCCUGACCCCCCUGCAGUUCCCCUGUUCCCCUGCUGUUCCCUGUCCCCCCUGCUGUUCCCCUGUUUAG